Molecule: messenger RNA, 1215 nt
Organism: Schizophyllum commune H4-8
Lineage: Eukaryota; Fungi; Basidiomycota; Agaricomycetes; Agaricales; Schizophyllaceae
Product: Calcium/proton exchanger
Exons: 17
Coding region: 1-1215 (404 amino acids)
Biological process (GO): calcium ion transmembrane transport; intracellular calcium ion homeostasis
Cellular component (GO): fungal-type vacuole membrane
Molecular function (GO): calcium:proton antiporter activity
Source: RefSeq, a predicted model, not a curated record
AUGUCGCCCCCGCCGUCCGAACGAAGCCCCCUGCUCCCCAAUGGGAGCGAGCAGCCCGCGCCCCCCGCGCGCUCCUUCGCGCAGAAGGCCACCGCGUUCUUCAAGGCCGAGGGCGAGCCCGGGUGGAUCGCGUCCUACAAGCACUUCCUCCUGGGCUCCUGGCUCAACGUCCUCCUCAUCUUUAUCCCCCUGAGCUUCAUUUCGCACCACCUGAACUGGGACGCGGCGCUGCGCUUUGUGUUCAGCUUCAUCGCCAUUGUUCCGCUGGCGAAGCUGCUGGGGGAUGCGACGGACCAGAUGUCCUCGCAGCUGGGGCAGACCCUGGCCGGCUUGCUGAAUGCGUCCUUUGGCAACGCAGUUGAGAUCAUUGUCGGCAUCGCUGCCCUGCUCCAGGGCGAGCUCCGCAUCGUUCAAACUUCCAUGCUGGGUUCCAUCUUGUCAAACAUUCUCCUCGUACUUGGGUGUACCUUCCUUGCUGCCGGUUUCAAGUGGCCCGAAAGCAACUUCCAGGUCACCGCUGCUCAAGCUUCAAGCUCGUUGAUGACGCUGGCCGGCAUUACCCUCGUCAUCCCCGCCGCGUACCACAGCGUCAAGUCGCAGUCCGGCCUAGACUCCGAGACCCAGAACGGGAUUUUGAUUAUCUCGCGCGGGACGGCGAUUUUGCUACUCGGCGUGUAUGUGGCGUAUCUAUACUUCCAGCUCAAGUCGCACGCGCACCUCUUCGAGGCGGAGGAGACCGUUGAGGAGGAAGAGCCGGCCAUGAGCGUCGUUGCGGCGUCUUCUGCCCUCCUCCUCACCACGGUCGUCACAGCAUUCUGCGCUGACUACCUCGUCGCCUCCAUCGAGGAGACCGCCGAGCGGUACCACAUCCCCAAGCCAUUCAUCGGCCUUAUCCUGCUCCCUAUCGUAGCUAACGCUGCGGAGCAUGUCACGUCUAUCUGGAUGGCGCUCAAGGGCAAGAUGGAGGUCUCGAUCGGGAUUUGUGUUGGGAGUUCGAUUCAAAUUGCGACCUUCGUUGUGCCCCUUAUGGUCAUUGUUGGUUGGAUCUCUGGACACGAGUUGACGUUGUACUUCGAGAACUACGAGACGAUCAUCUUCUUCGUGUCGGUCUUCUUGGUCAACACACUGAUUCAGGACGGCAAGUCGAACUACAUGGAGGGUCUCAUGUUGUUGACCCUCUACAUCGUUAUCGCGCUCUCCUUCUGGGUGUCAUAA